AUGAUCUAUGAAUACCUUGGUGGCGGCCUCAUGGCUUCCCGAGGGCCACUGCUGGAAUUCCUACCCACUUUGCAUAAUCCCGACGAGGGCGCUUUGCUCGCGAUGAGUCACUUUUACCGCCCUGAGCAUAUACACAAUGCCCUUGCUGCAGUUGAAGCCAAGGCGAAGGGUGGUAGCGUACGAGAGAAUGACAACGACGACAAAACAGUUCGUCCCCGCCCAACCUCCUCUCAGUCGUUCGCGGCUGCCACGUUUGAGGGAUUUGAAGACCACAAACUCGACCUGACGCUCUCUGUCCCUUCCUCUCCUGUUGCGUCCACCUCGAGUCUACCGCCGGAUGACCCCUCGCCUCCCCCUUCUUCGCCACCAUCGCCACCACCCGUCCAGCACAGUCUAUCGAGGACUAGGUCUUUCGCUACGCAGGCCAUUUCUCCGUUGAUCAAAUCGUCCAAAAAGCUCUCCACUCCCCAACUGUCCUCCAUGACGAUGCCAUCAGGCUCACGGGGCUCCUGGCCUGGCGUCAAAUACACAGGCCGCGGGACGCCAAUUGAUCGUAAACGUAAUCGUCAGUGGGGUGGGUUCAUCAGCGAAGAAGAAGAUGGUGUGGGUGAAGACGGGAUCCUCUUCUCCAACGCUCGACCGGCGUCACUGGAUUCUCAUAUUAGACCACCCAAACGAUCACUUUCACCUGAAUGGAACUACCUACCCGCUCUCACUUCACCAUCUAUCUCGUCCCAGCCCGAAGAAGAGACAGAGCCUGCUCCUGCGUUGGCGCCAAUCAACCUCGGUACAGACCAAUCAGAUGAUUGGGACUCGAUUAUGCAAACCGUUCUUGGUUCGACCGACUCACCACCGUCCGAGUCGCCAUCGACCCCGCCCGAAGAGCCACAAUCUGCACCCACCGCGGUUUCCACCGAUUCGACCUCGGUAGUGGCACCCCCUGUCGACUUUCACAUGAUGACCCCCGAUCAAAUUGAAGAGCUUCAUAACGGAUUAGAGACGCAUCUAGGCAUCCAUCAAGCUCUUGAUCUCGGUCUCGGGAUCAACAUCACACAGGGAGGGGGAAAGAUGAACCUGUUCAAGUUAGGGUUGCUUCCCUCCUCUGCCAGCGGAAGAGAGACGCCUUCGAUCUACUCGCAGGCAGAGACCCCGCGCGGCUCGCCACCUGCCACCAUCAUUCAGCACGACGACGACCGUGGCAGGUCAUGCGAUGAGACCCCGUUGUCGAGCACUAGUACCAAGGCGGAACCCAACACUCGGAAAGGUCCCAAGUCCGGCGAGCAAACAUGGUGGAGACGGGUCGUAAAAGGGAUGCGAAAGCUUCAGGAAUCCGUCAGCUACCAUAAGACUCGCCUACGCUGA
Molecule: messenger RNA, 1362 nt
Organism: Coprinopsis cinerea okayama7#130
Lineage: Eukaryota; Fungi; Basidiomycota; Agaricomycetes; Agaricales; Psathyrellaceae
Exons: 3
Coding region: 1-1362 (453 amino acids)
Source: RefSeq, a predicted model, not a curated record